Molecule: messenger RNA, 179 nt
Organism: Funneliformis geosporum
Lineage: Eukaryota; Fungi; Glomeromycota; Glomeromycetes; Glomerales; Glomeraceae
Source: the annotation of a GenBank genome assembly
ACGAAAGUGAUGACGUUAUUAUCACAAAAGUUAGACCAUAUCAUAAAAGUCAUUCUUCAGUCACUGGUUAUAGUGUUGUAGGACUAUUUAACACUAGAUGCUGUUCUUCAUCGACCAGUUACGGAGUAGCUGAUCUAUCUUCACAUUCCAGAGUUUAUAGAUUUGAUGAAACAAUAAUU